GCGAGUGUGAGAGUGAGCCGAAGCCUAAAGCAAUAAUGCAAGCUACGAAGAGGGCGAGGCCAUCGGGCAAGAAGGGCCCUGCUGUGGCACAGAAGAGCCUCACUGUGGCGCAGUUGAAAGCACGGCUGUCAGAGCGGGGACUGAGCACAGCUGGGAGGAAAGCAGAUCUAGAACAGCGCCUGCAGGGUGCAGGCCAGACUUUGGAGAGUGGUGAAGCCUCACGUCCCUCGGAAUGUGCACCUCAAUCAGAGCAUGGACAUGGUCAGGCGGCCGGGAAGCAAGACUCCCUGCGUGCCAAGAAGGCCCCGGGAGGCGUUUUCAAGGCUGGAAAGAGGAAGAAUUUUGUCCGCAUCAAUCUGAAGGGGCCUAGCGCGAAGGGAAAGUUCCAGAGCAAGGGAGCUCGGAAGUUUGGCAAGAAGCGCUUCUCGCGGUUUGGCCGCUUCCAGACAAAGAUGCUUCCGCAGGCAGGUCAGGGGGCUGACUACGUGGAGGGCUGCAGCAACCGCUCCAGGGCAUGCUUCAAAUGCGGCGCCGAAGGCCACUGGGCCCAGAACUGCCCUGGCCUCCCCGACCCUGCCGCACAGGGGGAGUUGGAUGAGGAGGGCACAGAGGAAGCGGGGCAGACUGCAGUGCCGGUGGCGCCGCCCCUGGCAGUGCCGGCGGCGGCUGUGCAAUUGGCAGAGGAAGCCAUGACAGAGGAGGCGCUCACAGAGAGGCUGCACAGCGUGUUUGGGUUCGCCGCCUUCCGGGGCCUGCAGCUGCCUGUCAUCCAGUCUGUGCUGCGCAGCAUCUCCACGCUGGCCGUGCUGCCCACAGGCGCGGGGAAGUCGCUGUGCUACCAGGUCCCGGCUCUGCUGUGUGGUGGGCUGGUGCUGGUGGUGUCCCCCCUGAUAGCGCUGAUGAAGGACCAGCUGGCCCACCUGCCCAAAGGCCUGCCCGGAGCCAUGCUGUGGAGCGGCCAGCAGGCCGCGCAAGCCAUGCAGACGCUCCGUGACGUGCGGGAGGGGAGGAUCAGGGUGCUGUAUGUGGCGCCAGAGCGCAUGGGAAGCCCCAGCCUGCUGUCUGCGCUCGCGCCCAUGAUGCCGUUGCCUCUGGUGUGCAUCGACGAGGCCCACUGCAUCGCUGAAUGGGGGCACAACUUCAGGUCGGCGUACUUCCGGUUGGGGCGCAUGCUGCGUGAGAACAUCCCCUGCCGGGCGGUGCUGGCGCUGACGGCGACGGCCACCAAGGCGACGGAGGCGUCCAUGGUGCAAGCACUCGGCAUCGCCCCCUCCGCCGUCUUCCGCGACGCGAGUCUGAGGGACAACCUGCGCUUCAACGUGCACCACACCAACGGAGGCACGGAGGCCGGCCACUUCAAGGCAAUGCUGCUGAAGCUGCUGCGGCCAGGGGGCGCUCUGGCCGACAGGAAGGCUGUUGUGGUCUACACGACCUUCCAGAUGCAGGCAGAGCAGGUCGCUGCGCACCUUCACUCCCACGGCAUCCCUGCCGCGGCCUACCAUGCCGGCAAGCACUUCAAGGAGCGCGAGAGCGUGCAGGACAUGUUUGGGAAGGGGCGGCUGCGUGUGGUGGUUGCCACGGUGGCGUUUGGCAUGGGCGUGGAUGCCGGCGGUGUGCAGGCAGUCGUGCACCUCACCCUCCCACAGAGCCUGGAGGAAUACGUGGGCAGGGCAGGCAGGGAUGGCAGCGAGGCGUUGUGCCACCUGUUCCUGGACGAUGCAGACUUCCGGCGGCUGCGGUCUCUGAGCCACUCAGACGCCGUCUCCGCCGCCUCCGUCCUGCAGUUUCUGGAUACCGUCUUUGUACUGGAUGAGACUGAGGGGGAGGCAUCAGAGGGUGACGGCAGCCGCUAUGCUGUGCUGGGCGCUGACGAGCUGGCCUGCUCCCUGGACAUGAAGGCCGAGGUCAUGGAGACGCUUCUCACCUACCUGGAGGCGCACAAAGAGACAUACGUGCGGGUGCUGUCGUCCGUGGGGCGCACAGCCAAGGUGUCCUUCUUCAACAGCACCUGCCAGGAGCUGGCGCCCAGGCAGCCCGCGCUGGAGUCCCUCUUAGCCGUCUGCCCCAAGCCCCGUGCCGGCAACUACACAGUACACAUGGCCAGGUGGGCGAAUGCAGCGGGGAUGGCUCCGUCAGUAUUACUGCAGCAGCUGGCAGCACUGGCGCGGCGAGACGAACUGCGCUUUGAGGUGGACAGCAAAUCCACCCUCACCUUCCAGGUGGUGAAGCGCCCUGAUUGUCUGGAGGAUCUGGCAGAGGAGCUCGCCGCAAGGCACACCGAGAUCGGCCGCCGCCGCCUGCGCCGCCUGGACACCACAUACAAAAUGCUGGCUGCGGCUGCCUCGAAGCCAAAUCAGGCUUCCCAAGAGCACCAUAUCAGAGAUGUUGCGAAGCAGUACUUUGAGGCGGAGGAGGACAGCAGCGGGGCAGGGCAGAGCGCUGAGGCAGAGGAGGCUGAGGGGCUGCCGCUUGAGACCGCCAGCAACUUCAUGGCCAAGGACGUGCGCAUGCUGCUGCGCGAAAGUGCUUCCAUAAAGGUCGGAGCACAGCUGACUGGACGCGCUGUUGCACGCAUCCUGCACGGCCUGUCAAGUUCAGCAUUUCCAGCCGCACAGUGGAACAAGUGCGGCUACUGGGCCCGCUAUGGCAAUGUGGACUUUGAUGCUGUGCUGGCCGUGGCAGAGGCCGAGCUUGAGGCAUGCAAGAAAUGAUGCAGCAGCAGCAAUGGGUGGUCUGUUUUGCUUUGUGCGUGUACGCAUGAUAAAGUGAUGCGCAUGUGCAGGUAGGGUCUUGCAGUUGCCUAUAAGACAGGAGGACAUUAAAUUGCCUGUGACCGGUCCUUGCUCUGCCGAAUCCACCCCUACAAGCGCCGGGAGCCAGCCGGCAACAGCUUAGAGCUUGAACCUGACGCUGGCUGACAGCUGAGUCAUUAAUUUUGCCUAUAUACGUUGUUUGCUAUCAACAAUGCGCCCUUGCUUACAGAUAAAUGUUUCUUGCCAGUGCCCAACCUCGGAGGGUAUGUUGACAAAG
Molecule: messenger RNA, 3030 nt
Organism: Coccomyxa subellipsoidea C-169
Lineage: Eukaryota; Viridiplantae; Chlorophyta; Trebouxiophyceae; Coccomyxaceae
Product: ATP-dependent DNA helicase
Exons: 16
Coding region: 36-2711 (891 amino acids)
Biological process (GO): double-strand break repair via homologous recombination
Cellular component (GO): nucleus; chromosome; cytoplasm
Molecular function (GO): 3'-5' DNA helicase activity; ATP binding; nucleic acid binding
Source: RefSeq, a predicted model, not a curated record